Messenger RNA from Paramecium pentaurelia, 1666 nucleotides. The record is from the annotation of a GenBank genome assembly. NCBI's taxonomy places the organism in Eukaryota, Ciliophora, Oligohymenophorea, Peniculida, Parameciidae.
AUGCAUAAUCAGGGCAAGAGGUUAUACAUUGACUUUUAAUAAUAGUCACCAAGAAAGUUUUAAAAUUUAAAGAAUAAGACUUAAGAAACAGAAAUACAAUUUGAUCAUUAUGGCAUAGUUCAAGCUAGAUUUGAGAAUACAAUUUAAUUAAACAUCAAAGAACAUAUUGAUUAACUUUUUGUAUGAAACUUCUUGUCCUAUUUUAGAUUAUUCUAAAAUCUAUUAAAGAAGAUUUAAAAAUUAGUCGAAAUGAAAUGAAUAUUAUAAAAGAGGAUUUAUAAAAAAUGGAAUCUAAUUAAUAUAAAGAAGAAGAUUGCAUUACUAAAACUGUUCUCUAAAAUGUAUCCAUUUUAAUCCUAUAUAGAUAAAUAAAUAAAAAUAUGAAUUAAAGAAAUAACAACAUACAACAUCAAUUGUUUAUGGAAGUCUAAACUAACAAAUAUCAUCAUUAUAGAAUGACAAAAUAUUUAUUAAAGAUUAUUCUAAUCAAGUUGAAUUAGAUACAAAGUUAGUUGAAAAUGAUAUUGGAUUUAGGAGAAUAUAUAAUAUAUGAUGGAAAUAAUUAAUUAAUAUUAUUUAACAGAUAUAGGUUUAUUUAUAGCGAUAAAAUGUCUCUCGAAUAACUUUAAUGUUAUGAGGAUGAUCAAUAUUAUGAUCAAUCUAUCAAAUCAACUUAAAAAUAAUCUGUAUAGUCUAUUGCCACUUUGAAAUCAGAACAAUCUAUUGAAUCAUUAGAAAAAUUGGUGUCUCAUGAGUAAACAAAAGAUUCCAAUCUCAAAUUCGAAUUAGAUUAAUUUAUAGGUUUAUUGUAGAAAUUUAAACCAUCUCAACUUAAAAAUGAACUCUCUAUUAUUGCUAGUACUGAAUAAGAAGAAUAUUAUAGUUUUUAAUAAAAGCAACCUUAAGAUAAAAAUCAAAUUAUGCUUGAAGGUUAUUAAAAGUGUUUCAUAGAUGCAACUAAAGCUAUUAAUCAAAUAAUUAUUAAUCCUAAAGAUCAUAAAUAUAUUAUUUAAAAUUUAGAAAAAAUGAAAAUGAUAUAUGUAUUAUCAUUAUAUUUAUUUAGAUUAUGCAUAUUUAGAGUUAUUAAGGAAUGGAAAAAUCUAUCAAUUUAUUAAAUAGUUUAAAAUAAACAUUAAUUGAUGCUGAUUAAGAGAUUUCUUUAUUAUACAAUCAAAUUUAAUAAUAAUAACUGAUCAUACAAAAAACAUAAAGUUAAUUGAAAUCUGUAUAAGGUGAUCUCAAUCAAGAAAGAUUAAAUUGUUUGGAUUUAUAAUAGAAGAAUUAAUAACUUAAACAUUUAAUUUUAGUUGCCAAUAAAUAAUUUGAAGCACUUCAAGAGAAACUAUUAUCAACUGAAGAGGAAUUAAAUCAAGUAGUAUCAUAAUAGAAUGAUUAGAUAAAAUUAUUAGUUAAAACAAAUAAAAAUUUAAGAGAAACAAUCAUUUAUCAUGAAAUUAAAUCAGAUAUCAAAUAAUAAAGUACAUCUCCACUUAGAUCAAAUAAAUAUACUAAUAAUUAAGAGAAUUAAUAUCAUUAAUCAAAUAACAAAAUAAUAUCUAUUAAUUAAUUUAGAAAUUAUGUCUAAGAUUAAAAUUAAGAAAUCCUCUCUCCUCAAAACUAAAAUUUCACUAAAAGAGAAGGAAAUAAUUUUAAGAAAUUAUUAUGA